This is a messenger RNA of Camellia sinensis, 756 nucleotides long. Its product is annotated as putative calcium-binding protein CML44. The record is from RefSeq and is a predicted model, not a curated record. Gene Ontology annotation, molecular function: calcium ion binding. Lineage: Eukaryota; Viridiplantae; Streptophyta; Magnoliopsida; Ericales; Theaceae.
UCCUCAAGGAACCUUGGUGAAAAACUUCUGUACAAUUCUCAACCACAAUAACAUUCUUCAAUUGAUUCCUUACCUUAACUGUCCAAAAGACGAAAGACAACAUAGAUUUCCUCAAAACUCUCGAUAUAUACCCUUUUCUAGUUCAAUGCAGAAUAUGUAGCUACAACAACAACAACAAAAAAACAUAUUGCUUUGUGUUUUUUUGAUCUCUCUCUACACCACCAACAUGUCUCCUCUUAAUACCGAUGACUUGCACCGAAUCUUCCAAAAGCUUGACCAAAAUGGUGAUGGCUUCGUGAGCCUCAACGAGCUCAAAUGCCUUCUUGAGAAAAUCGAGAUUCAAAUUAGCCUAAACGAACUCGAGUCGUUAGUGGGCAAAAUGAGCCUUGAUCUUCUUGGCUUUUUGUUCUUUUAUGACACCAUCGUCAAGAAAAACACUAAUAAUGAUCAAAAUGAAGUGGGUGAAGUAGAUAAGGAUUUGGAGAGUGAUCUGACUAAGGCUUUCAAGGUGUAUGAUUUGAACGGUGAUGGCUUCAUUUCAUGCGAGGAGAUUCAGGACGUGUUGUUGCGAUUAGGGUUAUGGAAAGAGCAUUGUAGCGGGGAUAGCAUGAACAUGAUUAAAGUGUACGACACAAAUUCUGAUGGGAUGCUUGAUUUUGAGGAAUUCAAGAACAUGAUGUUGCUUACCAAUUCUUAAAAACAUUUAUAUGGUAAAAAAAAGUUUCACAUUGCUAUUAAGUUGUGAGGGGGAUUGUA